ACACAGGGAGGAAGGAGAACACACACACACACACACACACACACACACACACACACACAGAGAAGAGAGAGAAAGGGAUUGAAGCCUGUUGAAGCAUCUAGACAGCUCAAAGGUAGAAGCGUGUUUCUGACGUCAGUGGAAGUGAACGACCACGUGUCCAGACUUCUUCCUGUGACAGUGGUUGGAGGAUGACAUAAGAUAUGGCGUCUGUUCCCGCCUCGUCCAGAGAGACCGGUGCUCUGGAGAAGACGCUCACGUGCUCCAUCUGCCUGGACGCGUUCGAGGACCCCGUCACCACGGACUGUGGCCACUCCUUCUGCAAGAAAUGCCUGAACGCCAACUUUGAGUACAACGACAGGAUGUGUCCGCUGUGCAAGAAGCCUCUGAGCAAAACCCCUGAGGUGAACAUCGUCCUGAGAGACAUCGUCCAACAGCAGAAGGAGGGAAAGUCUCUGGAGACAAACACCAAGUUGUUCACUGGGCGGGACGGCGAAGUGGCCUGCGACGUCUGCACAGAGCAGAAGCUCCGGGCGGAGAAGUCCUGCCUCGUGUGUCUCGCCUCGUACUGUUCCUCCCACCUGGAGAACCACUGUUCCACCGAGAGGCUGAAGGGCCACAAGUUGGUGUCUCCGGUGGAGAACCUGGACGACAGGGCCUGUCUGAGGCACGGACGCCCGCUGGAGCUGUACAGCAGGGGGCAGCAGAGGUGCAUCUGCGUCCGCUGUCUGGAGGACGGUCCCGAGGACGUGGUCUGCACCGAGGACGAGUGGGAGCAGAAGAAGGUUCAAAUUGAAAACGCCAAGAGGAGAUUAGAAGCGAAAAUCCAGAGGAGAGAAACACGAGUGGAUGAGUUGAACAGAUCUGUGAAGAGCUGCAAGGAGCAGCUGGAGAACGAGUGGUGGGACGUGGAGGCCGUGUUCACGGCCGUGCUCUCCGUAGUGGAGGAGGCGCAGGCCCGAGCUCUGCAGCCGCUGAAGGACCGGAGGCAGGUUCUGGAGAAGGAGGCCGGGAACCUGAAACAGGAGCUGGAGGCCGAGAUCGGCCGCUUCAGGACGACCAUCGCUGAGCUGGACGAGAUCUCCACACUCGAGGACCACGUCCACUUCCUGCAGAACUUCCCAUCGCUUCACGACCUGGACGACGUCACAGACGGGGCGGAGGUGGAGGUCGACACCUCACUGAGUUUCGGGACAAUGAGGAAAACCACGGGACUCAUGAUGGAGAAGGUUCGACAGGAGCUGGAGAAGCUGACGUCCAUCGAACUUAAGAGAAUUCCAAAGUUUACAGUGGACGUGAAGCUGGACCCGACCACUGCGCACCUGCGCCUGGUUCUUUCUGACGAUGGGAAGGAAGUGAAAGAUGGCGGCGAGGAUCAGGACGGGAAAGAUGGCGGCGAGGAUCAGGACGGGAAAGAUAGCGGCGAGGAUCAGGACGGGAAAGACGGCGGCGAGGAUCAGGACGUGAAAGAUGGCGGCGAGGAUCAGGACGGGAAAGAUGGCGGCGAGGAUCAGGACGGGAAAGAUAGCGGCGAGGAUCAGGACGGGAAAGACGGCGGCGAGGAUCAGGACGUGAAAGAUGGCGGCGAGGAUCAGGACGGGAAAGAUGGCGGCGAGGAUCAGGACGGGAAAGACGGCGGCGAGGAUCAGGACGUGAAAGAUGGUGGCGAGGGUCCGGAAGUGGACAAAAGGUCGGAGAGGUUUGACAUGUUUGCCAGCGUCCUGGGGGUCAACAGCUUGACCUCUGGGAGGUCGUACUGGGAGGUGGAGGUCAGCAACAAGAGUGGCUGGGACCUGGGCGUGGCCAGAGCGGACGCCAACCGCAAGGGGAAGCUGUCGCUGAGCCCGGACGACGGCUACUGGGCGACCGUCCACUACGAGGACGACAAAUACGCAGCUCUGACUGCGCCGCCGCUCGCCCUGUCGCUGCCGCAGAAGCCGGAGAAGGUGGGCGUGUUCGUGGACCACGAGGAGGGAGUGGUCUCCUUCUACGACCUGACGGCUCAGUCUCACGUUUACUCGUUCACCGGAUGUUCGUUCAGCCACAAACUUCUCCCGUAUUUCAGUCCACACGUAAAACACCAGGACAGAAACUGUGACGCUCUGAUUAUUUCUGCUGUUGUGAAACCAAGUGAGCAGGAAAAGAUGGAGGAGUGAUGAAGAGUUGGAGGAGGAGUGAUGAAGAGUUAGAGGAGUGAUGAAGUGAGAGAGGAGGGGUGAUGAAGUGAGAGGAGUGAUG
Messenger RNA from Scophthalmus maximus (turbot), 2235 nucleotides. Its product is annotated as E3 ubiquitin-protein ligase TRIM39-like. The transcript is spliced from 8 exons. NCBI's taxonomy places the organism in Eukaryota, Metazoa, Chordata, Actinopteri, Pleuronectiformes, Scophthalmidae. The record is from RefSeq and is a predicted model, not a curated record. Gene Ontology annotation, molecular function: protein binding. Bases 201 to 2153 code for a protein of 650 amino acids.